Messenger RNA from Carica papaya (papaya), 2547 nucleotides. Its product is annotated as Leucine-rich repeat protein kinase family protein. The record is from RefSeq and is a predicted model, not a curated record. Lineage: Eukaryota; Viridiplantae; Streptophyta; Magnoliopsida; Brassicales; Caricaceae. Gene Ontology annotation, biological process: protein phosphorylation. Gene Ontology annotation, molecular function: protein kinase activity; ATP binding; protein binding.
AGUUGUCACGCUACCAAGUGUGGACGAGUCUGUAGGGCGCCUAAAAAGUCUUCGUUAUUCUUACUUUUCUGGUUUCCACUUUGAAAAACCAUUACACUCGUCUUCUCUCCUUUCAGUUUCUCUUGCAAACGGUUGUUAUUCGGAGGAUUUCAUGGACUUGUUUUCACUAUUCGCUCCCCUGCUUUUCUCGCCAAGAGCAACAAUUUUAGAGAGAUACACAGAGAAUCAAGUAAAGAUAUAGCCAAAUCCCAGAAGAGAAGAAGAAUUUUCAGUCCAGAACAAACAUGGGUAUAUCUUAUUUCUCUCUCUUUAUCUUUCUUUUCCUCUCAGUUUCCACCUUACGACCUGUUUGUGGAAAUGCCGAGUUAAGAGCUUUAAUAGAGCUAAAAGGUUCUUUAGACCCGCAAAACAAGCUCCUCACGUCAUGGAGCAGUGAUGGCGACCCAUGCAGUGGCUCAUUCGAAGGUGUUGCCUGCAAUGAGCACCGUAAAGUUGCUAACAUAUCGUUGCAGGGAAAGGGUCUUUCGGGUAAGUUGUCCCCUGCUGUGGCGGAGCUCAAGUGCUUGUCUGGCUUGUACUUGCAUUAUAAUUCAUUGUCUGGGGAGAUCCCUAAGGAGAUUUCGCAGCUAUCAGAGUUGUCUGAUCUUUAUCUCAAUGUGAAUAAUUUGUCUGGGAAUGUUCCUCCUGAGAUUGGUGACAUGGCUAGUUUACAAGUUCUGGAGCUGUGUUGUAACCAGCUAACAGGAAAUAUACCUAUGCAAAUCGGAUCCUUGAAGAAGCUAAGCGUCUUUGCUGUGCAGCAUAACAGUUUAACUGGUAAAAUUCCUGAAAGAUUAGGGAAUUUGGGGAUGUUAAGAAGGCUUGACUUGGGUUUUAAUGGUUUAUCCGGGAUUAUUCCUGCUACACUAGCAACCAUUCCUCAGCUAGAAGUGGUGGAUGUCCGAAAUAAUAGUCUUUCCGGAAUUGUUCCCUCUGGUUUAAAGAAAUUAAAUGAUGGAUUCUUGUCCGAAAACAAUCCUGGUUUAUGUGGAAUUGACUUUCCUUCUUUGAGAGCCUGCACCGCUUAUGAUGAUCUCAAUAUCAACCAACUGGAGCCUUUCAGAUCAAAGAUAAACAAAACUGAUCCAAAAGACAUCUCUAAGCCUACGGAUUUUGAGGAACACUGCAACCAUACCCAUUGCCCAAAAUCAUCAAAAUUGCCACGAAUUAUUGUCGUUGCUGGGGUUAUUACUGUGACUGCCACACUAGUUAUUGCGGGAUUGGUAGCCUUUUUCCGAUACCGCCUGCAGAAACAAAAGAUUGGAAAUACAUCUGAAUGUUCCGAUGGGCAGCUAAGUACUGAUCACGCCAAGGAGUUGAGCAGGAGCGGGACCUCACCACUUGUAUCUCUUGAGUAUGCUAAUGGAUGGGACUCUGGUUUCUUUCAGGAGCAUCAUAAUAAGUUCAGAUUCAGCUUGGAAGAGAUUGAAUCGGCCACUCAAUGCUUUUCUGAGAUUAAUUUGUUGGGAAGAAGCAAUUUCUCAUCUGUCUACAAAGGAAUUCUAAGAGAUGGUUCUGUUGUAGCUAUCAGAAGUAUCAAUAUAACCAGCUGUAAGAAUGAGGAAUCUGAGUUUGUGAAAGGCUUGAACUUGUUAACCUCACUCAAACAUGAAAAUCUUGUUAGGCUGCGGGGUUUCUGUUGCUCAAGAGGGAGAGGUGAAUGUUUUCUCCUCUAUGACUUUGCUGCUAAUGGAACCCUUUCAAAAUAUCUUGACGUUGAAUAUGGAAGCACCAAGGUUCUUGACUGGUCUAAAAGGUUAUCCAUCAUAAAUGGCGUUGCAAAAGGGAUGGAAUAUCUGCACCGGAGCGAAGCCAAUAAACCAACCAUUGUCCACCGAAACAUAUCCACCGAGAAGAUUCUCAUUGAUCACCAGUUUAGACCAUUGAUUGCAGACUCUGGCAUUCACAAGCUUCUUGCUGACGACAUUGUCUUCUCUGCACUAAAGACGAGUGCAGCCAUGGGAUAUCUAGCUCCGGAGUAUAUUACCACUGGUCGAUUUACGGAGAAGACUGACAUUUUUGCAUUUGGAGUGAUUAUUCUCCAAAUUAUCUAUGGAAAGAUCAUACUUAGCAACUCAAUGCGAUUGGCAGCUGAAUCUUGCAGAUAUGAAGGUUUUAUUGAUGAGAACCUCAGAGGAGAAUUCUCCGAAUUGGAAGCAGCUAAGCUGGCAAAAAUUGCACUGGCUUGUACCCACGAACUCCCUGGCAAUAGGCCAACAUUUGAGUCUGUGAUUCAGGAGAUGAGUGCCAAUUCUUAAUACCCUUGCUCAUCAUUUAUUUCGUUUUUCUUGUAUGUUUCCAAUGAGAUGGCCUUGGAAAGCAAUGUCUUGAUUUGAAACUGUUUGCACGUGUAAUUUUACAAGGCCCGACCAGGUAUGUUGAAAGAUCACGAAUUCCUGUCAAUUGGAGCUGGUCGAUAAGCUUGCAUGUAAUAACAUCUCUUCCCCUGAUAGACUGGCGCAGUGUCAUUCCGGCCGGAAGAAAAGAAACUUGGCAUUUUGACAACUC